AUGAUAGAAAGCUUCUAUAACAAGUGGUAUGAAACAUGGGCGCCGGCGAUUGGAGAAGGCCAAAUGCACUCUCUUCCGCCAUACGUCGAAAUCUUGGUGACCCAUACCCAGCUAUCUACAUACGGAGGGGUGAUCAACCAUCCAACGGCGCCUCUUGAGGUCAAGCGAUUCUUCCGCGCCGCUGGCCUCUCGUCGGCAUUGAAUGUCUUGAGAGCGGCCAUUCAGGGCGAAUCACGCCUAAAAUCCAUGCCAAACAACACCGUGAUCAUGAUAUCCUAUGCCGCAUGCUCUGCGCUGAGCCUUAGCGAGAUGCCGGCAGACAGCAGGUCUAACCUGGCCCCAAGUGUGCGAAACCUGAUCGAAGAGGCCGCUGGAGUCCUGGAACGGAUUGGGGCAACUCCAAACCACCGGAGUGGCGCGUCCUUCCUAUACGGACGCUUCUUACGAGAGCUCGUUCGGCGGUCGCCAGCCAACCCCAGCACUGUGGCUCAAACCGACUCUCACCCCGUCACCUCCACCGAGACCCUUCCGCCUCCAUCGACAUUGAAUGGAUAUGGCCCCGUGGCAUCCUCGACGCAGCCACCGUUUGAAACGCCGCUGUUCUGGUCAGAGCCACUGCAUUUCUCUGCGAUGUCAGAUGACCAGAUCAUUGACGCCGUGAACCGAGCGGGAACGGCAUUUGGAACGAGCGUUCCCGACGUGCCUCUAGACGACAUGAUGAAUUGGGAAUGGCUUGACCUUGGCAAUACCACGGACUUUAGCUUCUGA
Molecule: messenger RNA, 768 nt
Organism: Aspergillus melleus
Lineage: Eukaryota; Fungi; Ascomycota; Eurotiomycetes; Eurotiales; Aspergillaceae
Exons: 2
Coding region: 1-768 (255 amino acids)
Biological process (GO): regulation of DNA-templated transcription
Cellular component (GO): nucleus
Molecular function (GO): transcription cis-regulatory region binding; DNA-binding transcription factor activity, RNA polymerase II-specific
Source: RefSeq, a predicted model, not a curated record